Messenger RNA from Apis laboriosa (Himalayan honeybee), 1075 nucleotides. RefSeq lists its product as uncharacterized. NCBI's taxonomy places the organism in Eukaryota, Metazoa, Arthropoda, Insecta, Hymenoptera, Apidae. The transcript has 6 exons. Bases 162 to 917 code for a protein of 251 amino acids. The record is from RefSeq and is a predicted model, not a curated record.
AUUAAAAUAAUUUAAUAAAAAAAAAAGAAAUUAUAGAAUUUGAUGAUUAUUAUGAUAAUUUCUAAUAAUUGAAAGUUUAUCGAAAAUAACAGUAAAUACACGAUAUUCAUGUCGAUGUUCAAUUAAUUCGUGUUACAUUAAAUAAUAAUUUAAAAAAACAUAUGGACGAUUCUCGUAUACAAAAAAUAAUUCCAUUAGAGGGAUAUAUUAUAAAAAUACAUAAUAUUCUCGAUACUAUGAAAUCUUUGGAGGAAAGUCUCAUGAUUACACGUAAUUUAGAAACGGAACAAUGGUUACGAUAUUCAAAUUUGAAAACGAAAAAUAAAAUAAUAAUAGAUGAUCUUCGAAAAGCGAAUAAACGCAAUAAAAAUAUGCUCAAUUUAUUUCGACAGAGUGUUACGGAUAUUCGUCUUGGAAACGACAUUGUACUGCCAGAAUCUCUGAAGAAGGAAGUGCAAAGAACAUGGCAUCAAAAAUAUGAUGCUUUAUUAAUGCAGAACGAACAAUUAAAACAAGAACUCAAUUCCCAGAAUUCUUUUCUUAAAGAAAAAACAUACGAGAUCAAUAAUCUUCAACAAAGAUUAUUAACACUUGGUGAAAGACUUGUCGAACGAAACGAAGCUGUAGAAAAUAUUUGUAAAAAGUACUUGUUCUUGAAAAAAAGGAAGGAUGAACAAGAAAUUUUGUUACGUGGCUCUAUAAAAACGUUGCAGGAUGCAUUGAAAAAAGCAAGAAGUGAAGGUUUGAAAAAAAAUUCUGGAAUAUCUAUGAUGCUUAACAAAGAUGCAUUAUUAGCUCAAGAAACUCGACGUAAUGAUCGUUUGGCUCGUGAAAAUUCUUUUUUAAGAAUUCUUCUUCAGAAAGCUAGACAUGGAUGCAAAACAAGUGAAAAUAGCAGCACUAUUUCUUUCGAGUAAUUGACUUUAUUUAAGAUUUGCAGAAUUUUAGCCGGUUAAGAAGAAGAUCGUAUAAGUCGUGUCUGCCGAUACAAGGACAAUGUUUAAGAAUAUCGGAAUUAUGCAACUAAAGGUAAUAACCGGAUAAAAGAGUUAUGUUAAAUCAAGUUAACGACGAU